Molecule: messenger RNA, 927 nt
Organism: Penicillium verrucosum
Lineage: Eukaryota; Fungi; Ascomycota; Eurotiomycetes; Eurotiales; Aspergillaceae
Exons: 2
Coding region: 1-927 (308 amino acids)
Source: RefSeq, a predicted model, not a curated record
AUGUCUUACCGCGAUAACCAGCAAUACGGCAGUGGCGGCGGCGGUGCUAGCAACAGCUACUACAACAACGACGAGGACUUCUCCGGCCGUAACAACAACAAUAACAACAACUCCUACGGUGGAUCCAGCGGUGGUUACGGCAACUCUAACGAGGGCCGUUCCAACCAGGGCUACCAGAACCAGAGCCAGAACCAAGGCCAGGGUAACUACGGCGGCCGCCAGGAAUCCCACGGUAGCGGAGGCUACGGACACAACAACAACGACUCCUACGGUGGAUCCAGCGGUGGCUACAGCAACCAGAACCAGAGCCAAGGAAACUACAGCGGCCGCCAAGAAUCCCACGGCAGUGGAGGCUACGGCAACAACAACAACAACUCCUCCUCCGGCUACGGCAACUCCUCCAACCACCACUCUUCCAACAACGAUGACGACGACUACAGCAGUGCCGCCUCGCACGCACAGGAAAACCACAGCAGCGAGGACAAGUCCCUGUUCAGCACUGCUUUGAACUUCCUCAAGGACCGCAAGAGCUCCGGCAACGACGACGACGAGCAGCAGGCGGCUAAUGCCCACCAGAGCAUGUACGGAUCUGGUAACUCCUCCAACCAGAACCACGAUUCCAACACUAUCGGUGCUGGUGCUGCUAUGCAGGCUUUGAAGAUGUUCUCCGGUGGCAGCAGUGGCAACGGUGGCAGCAGUGGUAGCAGCGACGGUGGUAUGGAUAAGAACAAGCUUAUUGGGCUUGCUAUGGCUCAGGCUGGCAAGCUGUUUGAUGAGAAGAAUGGAUCUGGCGGUAAUGUGUCCGGAGACAAGCAGUCUGCCGUUAACUCUGCUGCCGAGAUGGCACUUAAGAUGUACAUGAAGAACCAGGGUGGUGGCUCUAGCGGUGGUGGUGGGCUUAUGAGUCUUGCCAGCAAGCUCCUGUAG